CUCCCCUCUCCUCCCCGGUUCCCAGCUGCGUUUGCUUCCGACGGCGUUCUUGGUUUGGGACUGUGCCGACUAGCGGUGGCACAGUGGAAUGGACAGUUCUAAUGCUAAUGGCUCGCAGUCGCGUCACAAGCAAGAGGAUGUGGAACCCGAUUCCAAGAGCAGCAAGGGCGACAUCAGGCCGGUGGUCAGGACGUUGAACCGGGUCCCUCGUGCAUGCAAUGCCUGUCGAAAACAGAAGAUGCGUUGCGAAGGCGCAGAGAAUCCGCCGUGCAAACGGUGUAGGCAUGCGGGAUUGGAAUGUCUAUUUGAGAAACCGUCACGAGAAGCCAGUCUUACCGGGGAAGCUGGCCUAGAACGUAUCCGGAGUCUUGAAGCACAUGUGGCAGACAUCAGACAGUCGCAGGCCGCGAUUCAGAAUACAUUGGCCGAGAUCGCUGCUCAUCUUCGUGGCGGACCUUUGGGCCAUUCAUCACCUACACCCCUCCCGCAGCAGCCAUAUGGGCCUCAUUCCCCCGCGAUGUACGCACAGACGGGGAAUGUACCAACGCCAACACCUGUGGCUACUGCGCCGCAACGUUCUCUAGUGAUUGACACGGUUGCGGCUAUGUCAGGACCUGUGCCCGGCUCCGCAAGCAAUGGUGUAAUUCCUGGUGGACCUCCCCAUGCUUUCGCAAGUCCGGCUGUUUCUGGAACUGGGGCACCGCGUACACCAAGCAAUGUGCAGCAACCACUCUCGCAGCCUUCACAAUACAACCCUGUUGGGCCAAGUUACAAUACCGGUGGCACUCCUGCGCCUACUCUGCCUCCGAUCUCGAGCAUGCCCACAAUGGGGGGUCCGUCGCAGCCCAUAUCCUCCAUCCGGUAUGGCGACGGGAGGUCACAAACAAGGCAAAUUCACGGCUCGCACCUUCUUUCCAACCUUAAGCGCCCUGGGUUGCCGAGCUCGAAUCUAGCCAGCGCCGAUUCUACUGAUGCGGAGGAUGACGAGAAUGGCGAUCUCCCAGCGUCAGGUCUUGUGGCCCCAUGGGAAGUGCUGAGGGGUUUAGCAAACGUAGCGGUUGAGCAAGCGGCUAAGGAGGGUAACACCAGCAGUGAGCCCGUGAGCCGGGCUAGGACCCCGGAACCCGACCCUCGACAGUCCAGGCCUGUGAAACGGAGGAAAACCUAUCAUAAGGUGCAGCGUACUCCAACAUUCCCUGAUGUCGUCACAAAGCAAAUCAUUACUGAAGCUGAAGCCCGCGAGCUAUUCAGGAUAUUUUACCAUGGAUGCUCCACCUUCCUUCCUGUCUUUGACGCCAACGUAGAUACUUACGAUUCAUUGCACGAACGCUCUCCUUUUGCUGUGGACUGCAUAUGUAUGGUAGCUGCACUCGUCCGUGAUGGCGGAGGUACACCGAGCGACAUUUUCUUGAAAUGUCAAGAGGAGGUGCAUACAAUCUCUCAGGCCACAUUAUUUCUGCCUGUGACCCGGCAGGAACCGGUCCGCGCCAUGAUACUUGUAUCUGGAUGGUCUGAAAAUGGAUGGUUAAGUGGCGGACAUGCAGUCCGCAUGGCUAUGGAAUUAUCUAUGCAUAAGGCUUGGCCUAAACUCUUGAGGCGCAUGCAAUCGGGCAAACACGGAACCGGCCCCGAGGAUCGCGAACUGAUCAUUUGCGCGCGAACUUGGUUCUGCCUAUAUUUAUUCGAACAUCAGAUGUCAUACGGAACAGGUCGACCAGCGAUACUUCGGGAUGACGAGAGUAUCUGGCAAUGCCGGCUGCUCUUGACUCAUCCCCUGUCAAUCGAAGAUGACAUGCGUCUGGUUUCAACCGUUGAAUUGAUGGCGAUACGCGAAAGAGUACAUGGCAAGCUUUCUCCGUUGGAUCGAGCGAUAGACGAUUAUACUUUCAAUGUCUUACGUGAGGCCGACGCAGAAUUCCAGACUUGGUAUUCCAACUGGGAUGCAGCCUUCUCCCAAAAGUAUGAGAAUGCAGCUUUCUAUCGCCAGAGUCUGCAGAUUCAGCAUAUCCAUGCGGAACUGUUCCAUAAUUCCAUUGCGCUCAGGAACAUCAACGGUCCCAGGGACGUUCAGAACAUGCCUCCGGCACAACGGGAACUUGCUCUUCGGACUAUCCGGAUAGCUUCUCGAGGAUUGGACAUCACAGUCAAUUCACCUGCAUAUAGGGAGGGAAUGAAAUAUGCCGUUCACUACACGCAAGCUACCGCCACAUUUACCGCUUCCUUCCUCUUGCGUUUAGCCCGGCUAUUUCCGGAUGAUUGCGACAUUCAGCAUAUCCGGAAUCAGGUGGGGCAGCUCGCGGCGCUCAUGUCAGAGAUCCCGGGCAAGAGAUAUGCCUUAACCCUAAAGCUAAUGUUGAAACGCUCCAAGAAGAGACACGCAAGCUCCCAAUCUCGGUCUCCGAAGAUGGCCCGGGACCCGCACCAUCCUUCGCAAUCCAUUGAACAGACCGUUGGCCAUAUCCCUCACGAUUUGAACCAGCAGCCCUUCUCUCCGACGUACGAGACAUCAUUCUCUAGCCCUGAGGGAUUGCAUCCGCCGCAUAUACCUGGUCCUCCCAUGCAUCAUUACUCUGCCGAUGCUGCAAACAUCGACCAUAUAUGGCGCGGUUUCGAAAUGACGUCUAAUGAACAGCUACCUGUUUGGUUAUCUGACCAGAAUCUUGGCGGUGCAUCUUUCACCCAGAAUGGAAUGGAUGCCUUCCUCCUACCAACCGACUUCCUCCCACCUGCCCCGCAAGUCUGGUGAUGUAAAUUGAUUCUUAUACCCUCCACUCUCGCGGCUUUCUCCCAUGCAUUAUCUAGUGUCUUGUAUCUCACCUCCCAGUUGACUCGCAGCGCCCGUGUAUCUUUCUGGUAUGACGGCAAUGUCUUUCCUAUAGCAUGUUGUAUCAAAUGGAUGACAGUGUAUGAUUUUUGGUUCACAUGUAUCAUGGGGCCUUAGGCCAGAGACAAGCCUCCUC
Messenger RNA from Gloeophyllum trabeum ATCC 11539, 2960 nucleotides. RefSeq lists its product as uncharacterized. The record is from RefSeq and is a predicted model, not a curated record. Gene Ontology annotation, molecular function: zinc ion binding; transcription cis-regulatory region binding; DNA-binding transcription factor activity, RNA polymerase II-specific. Gene Ontology annotation, biological process: DNA-templated transcription; regulation of DNA-templated transcription. Gene Ontology annotation, cellular component: nucleus. The transcript has 15 exons. Lineage: Eukaryota; Fungi; Basidiomycota; Agaricomycetes; Gloeophyllales; Gloeophyllaceae. Bases 89 to 2746 code for a protein of 885 amino acids.